AUGUUUGCAAAAUCAAUUUAUCAACAUGGUUUACUUAUUUCUUUGCCUGGAUUAAAGCCAAUACAAGAUUUGUGGAGAAAAGCAUGUCCAACUUUUAAACUGCCUGAAAGGAAAAGAUUUUCAACUACAUUGUUGAAUAAAGUAUAUGAAGAAACAAGAUUAGAAAAGAUGCAUGGAAUUGUUAGAAAAGAUAAUGAACAAG
Entrophospora candida is the source of this 202-nucleotide messenger RNA. NCBI's taxonomy places the organism in Eukaryota, Fungi, Glomeromycota, Glomeromycetes, Entrophosporales, Entrophosporaceae. The record is from the annotation of a GenBank genome assembly.